UAUAGAAAUGCAAAGUGGCAGGGAAAUGGAGUGCAUCCAAGAAAGGACCCGAGUCCACUCCUCGUCGUAGAACAGUUCAGCACCCACAAAUUGUACGCGGAGAGAGAAAGAGAUCGAGACCCAAUACGCAUCAGAAACCAAAAAACGAUUGGGUCGCCUCUGAAUAUGUCGCCGGCUACUUGCUAACCAACCAGGGCCAAGGCACUCUCCCUGUCUCUCUCUUUCCAAUCCCGAUUUCUAACAGUCCGGCUCCUGCGAUUAUAUACACGUAAUUUAUAUUUCGGUUUGUUGCAGAGAGAGUGAGAGAGAGGCAGAGUGAUUGAUUUUUUGUGGUUGUUUGAGGUUGGUGAUAAAUCGAUGGCUGCACCACCAGCAAGGGCUCGUGCCGAUUACGAUUACCUCAUCAAGCUUCUCCUUAUUGGCGACAGUGGUGUGGGCAAGAGUUGUUUGCUUUUGCGCUUUUCUGAUGGUUCCUUCACAACCAGUUUUAUUACCACCAUUGGCAUUGAUUUUAAGAUAAGAACCAUUGAGCUUGAUGGUAAACGAAUUAAAUUGCAAAUCUGGGACACAGCUGGUCAGGAGCGGUUUCGAACUAUCACUACAGCUUACUACCGAGGAGCCAUGGGUAUUUUGCUGGUGUAUGAUGUUACUGAUGAGUCAUCUUUCAACAAUAUUAGGAACUGGAUUCGCAACAUUGAGCAACAUGCAUCUGACAAUGUUAACAAGAUCCUGGUGGGGAACAAGGCUGACAUGGAUGAAAGCAAAAGGGCUGUGCCUACCUCUAAGGGUCAAGCUCUUGCUGAUGAGUAUGGCAUCAAGUUCUUUGAAACUAGUGCAAAGACAAAUAUGAAUGUGGAGGAGGUCUUCUUUUCAAUAGGGAGGGAUAUUAAGAAAAGGCUUUCAGAAACUGAUUCCAGGGUUGAGCCUCCAACGCUCAAGAUUAACAAACCAGACCAGACAGACAGUGGUGGUCAAGUUGCACAAAAGGCAGCUUGCUGUGGCUCGUAAAUGGAGAGCGUGGGAAUGUUCUCAUAGUGGCACUCAUUUGGGUGAAUAAGCAAUUCUGAUGACUUUGUGCAGGGUGCAUGUAUUGUCCCUUUGUUGCUUUUCUAUAGUUCCAGCCUUAGUGUGUUAAAGUCAGUAUUUUUUUUUCAGUGAAGUGGAAUUGAUAUUAUGCCAUUCUGUCUUUCUUUCCUUUUUCA
Alnus glutinosa is the source of this 1202-nucleotide messenger RNA. Its product is annotated as ras-related protein RABE1c-like. Bases 358 to 1008 code for a protein of 216 amino acids. Gene Ontology annotation, molecular function: GTPase activity; GTP binding. Gene Ontology annotation, cellular component: plasma membrane. The record is from RefSeq and is a predicted model, not a curated record. The transcript has 8 exons. Lineage: Eukaryota; Viridiplantae; Streptophyta; Magnoliopsida; Fagales; Betulaceae. Gene Ontology annotation, biological process: protein secretion; regulation of exocytosis.